CUUGUUUCUCUUUUGCAGGUACAAGAGACUCCAUACGUCGCCUAACAUCAUACUCGCCAGUCUUGCUUUCUCAGACACUAUUAUGUCUUCUAUCGAUAUGUGUUUUGUAUCAGUUUCCAGUUUCUCUGGCCGCUGGGUGUUUGGUGUUGUUGGUUGCAAAGCUUACGGCUUUAUAGUAUCGGUAGUGAGUAUAUUAUCCAUAUGCUGUUUAACACUCAUCGCUAUCGACAGGUAUAUUGUAAUUGUGAAAGGCUGGAUGAAUUAUGGAAGUUCGAGAAAAAAAUCAGCCUAUGUGUCUAUUCUUAUUGCUUGGAUAUACACACUAGCAUGGUGUAUAUGUCCUUUAUUCGGAUGGGGCGACUACAUCCUUGAAGGCAUAGGAUCGUCUUGCACCUUCGACUACAUCACACGGACACCACAAAACAGAUCAUAUAUGUUAUGCUUGAAUAUUUUUGUUUUCUUUCUCCCUAUUGUUAUUAUCCUCAUUUGUUACACUAACAUUAUUAUAGCAAUGUACAAACACAAAAAAGACAUGCAAAACAUCGCGGCUGGUUCACGCAAGCGACAGGGAAACAAAAUGAGUGUUGAACUCAAAACUGUGCGGUCAUUGGCUGCAGCCAUUAUUCUCUUCUGCGCUGGUUGGAUGCCUUAUUCAGUAUUAUCUUUAAUAGCUCAGUUUGGGAACACAGAUAUCAUUACAAGAGCAUCGACCGGCUAUCCAGGAAUUGCAGCAAAGUGCAUAACGUGUGCAAAUCCUUUCUUCUACGCAUUAAGCAAUCCAAUAUUUUUUAAAAGACUUAAAAUUUUUGUAUCCUGUGGAGACGAGAAAGCUGGCAGACGAGUGAGUUCAUUCCAGACGAGCAAAUCGUGGGUAGAUAAAGAUACUCAAAUGAAAAAUUGUCAGGCAUUUAGCAGCGUCAGUGGAGAUGCCAGCGCCGAAGUUGAAACUCCACAAACAGAAGAAGAGGCCAAAAAACAACUGCAGCAAAACAGUGAUUCCUUAAACAAUACGAAGCAAGAAACGAUAGAAUUUACUGCAAUGGGAGAAGCAAAAGACGAAAAUCCUGAUAAGGAAUCGGAGACAGUCUAAAGUGUAUUGAAAUGUGUUGAAGCUUUCAGUUAUAUUCAGAAAUGGAAGUAAAAUGAUUUCUUGCGGGAAUAGAUUUCUGCGGCGCAGUGCAUUAAAGAGAAAAAAAAAGGCUUAAACGUACAUAAAUGGAUACGUGUGAAUACAUACACAGAUACGUGCACUGACUAUAUGAAUGCAUACUACAACACACUGGCAUACAGAAGAUACAAACCGUACAAACAUGCAUGCAGGCAUACAUGCGUACGUACAUAUCUACAUUCACUAACACACACACACACACACACACACAUAUACAUACAGAUACAUA
This is a messenger RNA of Octopus sinensis (East Asian common octopus), 1397 nucleotides long. RefSeq names its product rhodopsin-like. Gene Ontology annotation, cellular component: membrane. Gene Ontology annotation, biological process: G protein-coupled receptor signaling pathway. The record is from RefSeq and is a predicted model, not a curated record. Bases 83 to 1090 code for a protein of 335 amino acids. The transcript has 4 exons. NCBI's taxonomy places the organism in Eukaryota, Metazoa, Mollusca, Cephalopoda, Octopoda, Octopodidae. Gene Ontology annotation, molecular function: G protein-coupled receptor activity.